CAGUAAUAUCAGCUCUCUAAGCGCAGUAAUAUCGGCUAACUACCCUAGCUAAGUAAUAUCAGCUAACUAAGCUCAGUAAUAUCAGCUCACUACCCUAGCUCAGUAAUAUCGGCUAACUACCCUAGCUCAGUAAUAUCAGCUCACUACCCUAGCUAAGUAAUAUCAGCUAACUAAUCUCAGUAAUAUCAGCUCACUACCCUAGCUCAGUAAUAUCAGCUAACUAAUCUCAGAAAUAUCAGCUCACUACUCUAGCUAAGUAAUAUCAGCUCUCUAAGCGCAGUAAUAUUAGCUCACUACCCUAGCUCAGUAAUACCAGCUAACUAAGCUCAGUAAUAUCAGCUCACUACCCUAGCUCAGUAAUAUUAGCUCUCUAAGCUCAGUAAUAUCAGCUCACUACCCUAGAAGAAUUGCUGAGUGAAGAUGACGACUGUUAUAAUGAUUAGUAGUGAUAAUUCCAUCAUUAUCAAUAACAGCCAUAACAGCACACUAGAGGAACACAGGAACUAUGAAUGGGAACCAGGACGGAUAAGGAGAGAUGAGAGUAAAACUUCUCCUGGCAUAUCCUCCCAAUCCUCCCAAGCUUCAGAGAACUUUGAAUCUGGGACUCCAGACUCAUCCUUCCUCACCCCACUUAAUCCCAGCAGGACUCGGAGAAUCGAGAGAACCAGAGAGAUUUUAAGAACCAAAGAUAAUUCGAAUCACCGAGUAAGAACGGAUGUAAGAAGGAGACAUGCUAACUCCUGGUUCGAGGGGGGUUCACGCGAGAAUAUCCGGGUAGGGAAUGAAGUACGUAGGACAUGUAGGGAGAGCAUUUACGGAGAACCUGGAUUUAGAAGGAUAGAGCUGAGAGGAGAAGAGAGACUGAUCAAGCAACCAACAGAUUCAGAUAUUGAAGAGUUCAAUAUCUCCAGUUCUAGCGCCGCUUCAACACUUAGUUCAAGAACAUCUGGAGUAUCAUCCGGGGCAACCUCUUCUACCAGCCGGGACAUGGGAACCUCAACCGGGGUAAACUCUAGUGGGAGCAGGGAUCCGGCCAAGGAAUCCCAAUACCGGAGAAAAUUUACAACAUUGAACAAACCCUCCCGUCCUACUCCUCCAAAGGUUUCAAGGACCCAGAGCUUUCAGUGCCUCCCAACACAGAGAUUAAUUCCAAGUGAGAAUUCAGCUUUUAAGGUUCCCGCUCUCCCCAGGUUUCUACAGAAGGAAUCUCAUCCAAACAAGUUUCUCACCUCGACCCCCAUUAGGGAUUCAUCAAUGGGCAACCGAUCAUUAGUGAAACAAAAGCAAAAUAUAAGAGUUCUCCGACACAAUAGCUUCCUAGCGAACCCUGAUCAUCAGGUCCCCUACCCACCUCUUUACACUAGAAACCCAACCCAGAGCUUACGCGGACUGGUUCCAGUGAAACAGGAUCCAGCCAGGACCAGAUAUCUUCAAACUUGUCUUUCUCCGGAGAACGGUCCCAGCGGCAAUAAAUACUACUUCAACCCUUCAGGAGGACUAGAUAUCAAGCCACAAAAUUACCAUAAGACAAGGUCUAUUGUUAAAUGCAGCCAAGAGACUGAAUCAAAUUAUAAUACUCGUUCUCUGGGAAGAAAUGGUUGGAUAUCAGGACGUGAGAGCAGCAAGCUUGGAUCAGAAACCACCAGCAACUUCUGUACACUUAGAAGACGUCAAUCCCGUUCCUCUCUUUCUCCGACGGACAAGUCCUCUUCCGAUCUCUCCGACAUGUCGGAGCUAUCUAGGUCCCUUCAGUCCAACGAGUCCAGUAAGUCCAACACCAACUCCAUGCAGUCCCUGUCAGAUCCGUGUCCGGAGAGCAGGGUUGACCUGAGUCCUAUGAAUGAUAAUUACUCCAAGAUUUAUUCACAACCCGGAGAAUCUUCGUUUACUAGUUCCAACUAUGAGAGUGUUUAUAAUACAGUCAACAAUAGGCUUCAACCCAUAGGUUCCGUUUUCCCGAGCGGAUGUCAUCGACACCCUGAGCGAUUUCCAAGAGCUGGGAACCUUGAUUCUAUCUGCUCCGACCUGGCCAGCUUAAAGACCGGAGAAUCUGAAACCCAGAGCUCACGUUCCUCUUUGAGCGGAGAGUGUUCCGAGUGCAGAACGAUUUGUCAUUGUCGUCUGAGCUCCUCAACCCGAACCUUAUCCAAUGAUUCCGGUUUAAUGAAGGAGCGGAGUGAAACCUCUGAUAUAGUGAGCGAAGACUCUGACUCCGUGUACAGAACUAAGAGCUGUGACAGGAUCGGCUCAAGGUCCGGGUUCAAGCAGAAGUUUAUCUCGGAGAAACCGAAUAAACGAAAACCCGUGAUGUCUCAUCUCUCCAACCUGUCCUUGCUCUCCGGAGGAGCAAAGCUGGCAGGACUGGUUGGAUCUGGGACGAAAAUUCUACGGAGACACACAACCUACAUCAGGAACCCUGGAGCAGGAGCAGAGGAGGUUAGAGUCAACUCUGGUCAUAUCCAUACUUGGAAUAGACAGGAUGUAGGCACCGGAGAGCUGAAAACCUCUUCAUUGCGGAGAAAUCUGAUCCGGCGGGCAAACUCAACCUACAGACUCUCACACCUCUUUAGAAAGGACGAGGAUGAAGAUAUUGCCGUCACUGAUUCCCAGAGCCUGGAUCGUCUCUCCAUCCAAACCCAGGAGGAGGAGAACCUUCUCCGUCCAAGAGGAAGAGUAGCGGACUGGGGGAAGGAUUUUGACAAUCUUCUCUCGGAUAAAUACGGUCUCUAUAAGUUUACCGAGUUUCUGAAACAAGAGUUCAGCCAUGAAAAUAUAUAUUUCUGGUGUGCUUGUGAGAAGUUUCGUCUGGUUGAGGACGGAAACGAGAGGAUGAAGGAAGGAAAGAGUAUCCUUGACAGACAUCUACGGUUAGGAGCUUGUGAUCCUGUAAACCUAGACGCAGCUACAGGAUUGAAACUUAUCUCGGAUGAACUCCUGGAGCCCCCGGAGAGAGAUCUUUUCCUUUCAGCCCAGAACCAGAUUUAUAAUCUUAUGAAGUUUGACAGCUACCCCAGGUUCCUCAAAUCUCGAGUGUAUACGGAGUGCGUGAUAAGAGAGAUGAAUGGAUCUAGUCUCAACGAGGUUGAAUUCUCUGGUAUAGAUAAUGAGCCCCCAUCGGGAACAGAUACAGGAGUUAGGCUCAGACAUCGAAAAUACAAGGACAGGGAAAAGAAUAAUCGUCUCUCUAUAUUCUGGGAUACCUGGGGGCGGAAGGACGGGGACGAUGUGUUGUCUGGUGAGAAGAGGGAGUCUGCGUGUACUCUGACACGUGUGAUCCUACCCAACGGAUCUACGAGCGUGGUAAACACUACAUCCGGAGAAUCCAUCCGAGCUCUAGUAUCCAGGCUUAUUGAGAAACGAGGCCUGAAAAUCUCAACCUUCGAAGUUAUCACAACCUUGGGAGAGAAGCAGCUUGAUCUCUCCGAGGACUGUGAUAUCCUCGGCUGCUCUGAGGUCAGGGUAGAGCAGAGGAUCUGUUUUAAACUUGAAAUCCCAGGGCAAAGAACCCUGGCGGUGAAAACUAAAAUUUACAAAAGAAUUCAUGAAGUUCUCUCCCCCUUACUCAAACAGUACGGAUUAGAUGUGAGUGAUUCGAGUGUAUGGAGUGAGGAUGGGAAACAUAUAAAUAUUGAUGAUGAUGUUGCAACAAUAGAUAAUAAGAAGCUAGUUGUCAGGCCUAGUCGUGAUAUGUCUGCUCCUGAAAACAAAGAUUCCACUAAGGAUCCCGAAAUGUCGCUGUUUGAAGGGUUGCAAAUAAUGAGGCGAGGAAGGUUAGAGGAUCAACGUGGAACAGAGAUAAGUUUUGAGAUUCCGGAUUUUUUAAAGAUUACGAAUAGUUCUUCUCAUGGAGCUCGGAUGAACCACCCAGCACGUUUCAACAAGGACAAUCUUCCCCGUAAUAAUAUCUCUAGAGAUCUAUUCAAUGAUUCUAGUCCCACACUUGGAUUCGUCUAAACAUACGAAAUAAAGGAAUUGUCAUCAAAGGAUUUGAGUAUUUGCCACAAACUUUGAUUUUCUAAUUCGUAUAUCUUUGCA
Messenger RNA from Eurytemora carolleeae, 4035 nucleotides. RefSeq lists its product as uncharacterized. Gene Ontology annotation, biological process: signal transduction. Lineage: Eukaryota; Metazoa; Arthropoda; Copepoda; Calanoida; Temoridae. Bases 421 to 3954 code for a protein of 1177 amino acids. The record is from RefSeq and is a predicted model, not a curated record. The transcript is spliced from 10 exons. Gene Ontology annotation, molecular function: GTPase activator activity.